This is a messenger RNA of Thalassophryne amazonica, 919 nucleotides long. RefSeq names its product chemokine (C-C motif) ligand 27a (gene ccl27a). Bases 29 to 394 code for a protein of 121 amino acids. Gene Ontology annotation, cellular component: extracellular region. Gene Ontology annotation, biological process: immune response. Gene Ontology annotation, molecular function: chemokine activity. The transcript is spliced from 3 exons. Lineage: Eukaryota; Metazoa; Chordata; Actinopteri; Batrachoidiformes; Batrachoididae. The record is from RefSeq and is a predicted model, not a curated record.
UCUUUCAGGUGAGUGGGUGUUUUCCUGCAUGUGGACAGUGCCAUUAUAUAAGCAACACGAACAGCAAGGAGCCAGCACACGUUCCCAGACUUGGCUGGUAGUCAUGAACGUUAAAGUUGCCUGUGUACUCGCUGUCUGCCUGUUGGCUUUAGCCAUCACCUCUACUCAAGCAGGGAUCCCAAGAUGCUGUGUGAAAACCGCAAAAUUCAUCCCACGACGUUUGCUGUUGAAGGUUCACAAAUGGAAUGUGCAGCUCAGCAGCGGUGCCUGUGAUAUCUCUGCACUGGUGCUGCAUGUGAGGGGUAUGACGGCGCCUAUCUGUGCUGAUCCCAAGAUAAAACGACACCUGAGGAUGCUUCAGUGGAAGAUGAAGCAGGACAAGGAAUCUUACUGAGAUGUGGAAUAGAAAGUCUUCCCACACUUCAUACAUUAAGAUGUAUACCAUGUUUUCACCCGGGGGUUUCUGUUUUCUUUUCUUUUGAUGCAAGUGUAUAAUGUGUGGAGCAGUGUUACUGUGUUAUAUGUGCAGAAUACACAGAUUAAGUUCUGAAAAACACCUGGUUUUGCACAAUCAGUGGUCAAACAAAUCUGGAGAGGUGAUGGGGGGUGCUUCCAGGGGUACUAUUGUAAACAUUCUGUAUGCACUGGUUGUUUUGUGACUAUACAUCAGAAAACUUAUGAGCCUGAGAUGAUCUGCUGAGCCCAAGGGAGACACCAGAGCUUAUGCAGAUGCAGAAUUUGUAAUGAAUUUGUUCCUACAUCAUCUUUCACUUCAGCUGUUGUCGUCAUCACAUGACAUGUAAAGUGCCUCAGUAAUUUUUUUUAAUUCUGCAGUUCAUGCAUGGUUCAAAUUCCAGGGUGUAUUGAGGAGGUCUGAUCCCACAAAUUAAGACUUGAACCUCCACCCACCAAAACUGAU